Molecule: messenger RNA, 1457 nt
Organism: Hibiscus syriacus
Lineage: Eukaryota; Viridiplantae; Streptophyta; Magnoliopsida; Malvales; Malvaceae
Product: phosphatidylinositol 4-phosphate 5-kinase 8-like
Exons: 3
Coding region: 258-1448 (396 amino acids)
Source: RefSeq, a predicted model, not a curated record
AAGAAGAGGAUUUAGUUGUUCUCAAUUUAAAUGCAUCAAAAGAAAUCCGGGAAGCAUCAGAAGAUCGGAAAAGUAAGUAGCGAUAGCAUCUCUUCGAUUCCGACCAAACAACCACUACUUCCUUUGAUCAUCAUCGAUUCAAUUGAAACGAGCCUCAUCUCACCAUCCAAAUCCCCACGACAACCCAUCAUCAUCACAAAACACCCAAUGGCCCUUCUUUCUCCAACUCCAAUACCCUUUUUUCAACACCCCCUAUAAUGACCCAUAAUCCCUUUUCUCGUCUCCCAACUCUGUCUUCUUUCAAGAACCGUCGCCAAAGGGUUAAUCCUUUCGAUGCUCAACAACUUGGCAGCAAACUUGUUCAUCAUCUCAGCCGUGGGCGUUUUCUUUGCUUCCACUUCCGUUUUCUUGUUUUCUUCUCUCUUCCUUCGUUAUAUUUCUUGGUUUCUUAUCCACGGCGGUUUCUCGCGUUGAAUCUUGUCGCUUUGCUUGCUUUUUUGUUCACCCUUUUGGUUUCUCUUAACCUUUCACUCCCUCGAUUGCCUUCGAUUCAAUUACUUCUUGCCCGUUCUUUGCCGGCUAAGUUCAGUCAACUCAGUUCAUCUUCUAUAUCUUCCAACACUGUUGUUUGGUCGAUUGGGUCGAAGCUGAAAUCCGAGAAGAAGGCGAAUUCAGGGACUUGGGUGCAGGUUUACAGUAACGGGGAUGUCUAUGAAGGCGAGUUCCACAAGGGGAGUUGUUCAGGGAGUGGGGUAUAUUACUACUAUAUGAAAGGGAGGUAUGAAGGGUAUUGGAUUGAUGGGAAGUAUGAUGGUUAUGGUGUGGAAACAUGGGCAAAAGGGAGCCGAUAUCGAGGUCAAUAUCGGCAGGGAUUAAAGCAUGGAAUUGGGGUUUACAGGUUUUAUACCGGCGAUGUUUAUGCCGGGGAGUGGUCUAAUGGGCAGUGCCAUGGAUGUGGAGUUCAUAGUUGCGAGGAUGGUAGCAAAUAUGUAGGGGAGUUCAAGUGGGGUCUCAAGCAUGGGGUUGGCCAAUACAAUUUCAGGAAUGGGGACGUAUAUUGUGGGGAGUAUUUUUCCGACAAGAUGCAUGGGUUUGGUGUUUAUCAGUUUGGAAACGGGCACCGAUACGAGGGAGCCUGGCAUGAAGGAAGAAGGCAAGGAUUCGGUACAUACACUUUCAGAAAUGGUGAGACACAAUCCGGUCACUGGCAAAAUGGUGCUCUGGAUGUUCUUCAUGCAGAAACAGAAAACACUCAGUCCAGAGUCCUUCAUGCUGUCCAGGAAGCAAGAAGAGCUGCUGAGAAAGCUCGAGACAUCACAAAGAUCGAUGAGAGAGUGAAUAAAGCUGUGUCAGCAGCAAACAAAGCAGCCAACGCUGCCAGAGUGGUGGCUGUUAAAGCCGUGCAAAAACAGAUGCAUCAUCACGAAAUACCAACUGCAAUUGCCUAGUACGGAGCC